Messenger RNA from Notothenia coriiceps (black rockcod), 6906 nucleotides. Its product is annotated as protocadherin Fat 4. The coding region runs from base 1 to 6357 and encodes 2118 amino acids. Gene Ontology annotation, biological process: homophilic cell-cell adhesion. The transcript is spliced from 12 exons. The record is from RefSeq and is a predicted model, not a curated record. Gene Ontology annotation, cellular component: plasma membrane; cell-cell junction. Gene Ontology annotation, molecular function: calcium ion binding. NCBI's taxonomy places the organism in Eukaryota, Metazoa, Chordata, Actinopteri, Perciformes, Nototheniidae.
AUGGGGCCCGCCCAUGACGCCGGGUCUGCGCUCUACCAGUGUCACCACCGAGUUGGAGAGCAGCGCGAUGUUAUUCGCCGCCGCGCUGUGGUGACGGAGAGGGGGGAAGCAUGUUCGGCCGCCAAGCUGGCACCCUGCUCCGAGUCUGUCUCCCCCGUCCGGGGGAGAGGAGGGAGGGGAGAACCGAACGGUGAACCGUGGAGGGAGGCGGGGCAGGAGUUGUCGGUGCCAGCAGGGACCGUGUUGUAUUCGAUGGAGAACCUUGAUGUGCCUUUCGCGAUUGAAGAAACAUCUGGAGAGCUGCUAACAACCAAAGUCCUGGACAGGGAGACAGUAGCCAUUUACAGGUUGAUGGUGAUUGGCAGUGACAAGCAUCCUACUCAGCCUAUGUCAAACUCAGUGCUGGUUACUGUGCUCAUCGGAGAUAUUAACGACCACAGGCCCCAGUUUUUGAACAGCCCAUAUGUGGCCUAUGUACCCACAGAGAUGGCUCCAGGUUCAGUUGUUUGUGCAUUAAGAGCAACGGAUGAAGAUACUGAGAUGAACGCAGAACUACAUUAUUCGUUAUAUGGACAAAGUUCAGAUCUGUUUUCCAUCCAACCCUACAGCGGCACUGUAUUCACUUCCAGUGGUCUCUGGAGAACGGAAGCUAUCGUUGUCAAUGUACAUGUGGAAGAUGCUGGAGAAAAUCCUAAAUUUGAUGUCACUACGAUCAGCAUCAGGUUUCAGAAUGCCUCUGAGUUUCCAGAGAUUAAUGUGAGUGUCAUCAGCGGUUUUCUCUCUGAGGACACGCCAGUCGGAACGUUAGUGGCAGUUGUCUCUGCAGCAAGCAUCAGAGCUGAGCCUGUCUUUUUUUAUCUAGCUUCUGGAAACUUAGAAGACAUGUUUCAUGUGGAGCAAGCGAGUGGAGUUUUGACUGUGGAGAACCCUCUGGAUUAUGAGACCAAAAAGGAGUUUACUUUGUUGGUAGAAGCACGAGACUCUGGCUCGCCUCCUUUCUCAUCAUUUGCAGAAAUUCACAUAAACAUCAGUGAUAUAAAUGAUAACUUCCCUCACUUCACCCAAGCAGAGUACAGGUGUGAAGUCUUUGAGAACUACCCACAAUCCUGGGUCUGUGAUGUUCUUGCCAUUGACGCUGAUUCAGGCAGCUUUGGCACAGUGCAGUACAAUAUAACAGAAGGAAACACAGAGGGUUUUUUCACAAUUGACCCUGAAAAUGGUUUAUUGAGUACCACAGCAAGUUUAGACAGAGAACAUAUCCCGGAAUUUAAUUUAACAGUUGAAGCUUCAGAGCUAAACACCCCUCUUCACAAAGACACCGUAACUGUUAUCGUUGUUGUUUUAGACAGGAAUGACAACGCACCUCGCUUUUCACAGAUUUUUCUUACCGAGGUCAUUGAGGAUUCCCCAGUUGGACACACCAUUUUACAAGUCACCUCAGCCGAUGAUGAUACUGGUGCCAAUGCAGUAAUCUAUUACUCCAUAAUUGACCAAAGUGAUGAUUUGACAUUUAAUAUUGGUUUCACUAGUGGCUUCAUCACUGUUGGAAGACUUAUGGACAGGGAGUUGAAAGAUCAUUAUAUCUUGAAAGUAAAUGCAAAUGAUUCAGCAUGGAGCAUCAGCACUGAAGUCACUAUAAUCAUUGUAGAUGUCAAUGAUAAUGAACCAGUAUUCUCUAAUCCUUUUUACAGCAUUGCACUCACUGAAACAAAAGCUAAAGAGGUGUUUGUUAUGCAGGUUUUUGCAACAGAUGCAGACAUGGGGCAGAACUGUGAGAUCAUAUAUGCUAUAGAACAUGAACAUGAGCAGUUUUGGAUGAAUGCUUCAUCUGAUGUUAAUGAGUAUACUCCUAUAUUCAGAAAAAAAGAAUAUAGCUUUUCUGUAUUUAAAAAUGUUGCCCUUGGAACUAGAAUUGGACAAAUAACAGCUACAGAUUAUGACCAAGGCUCUGCAGGUCAGGUGUUUUACUUGAUGUUUGGUCAAAACAAACAUAUGGGCUUUGAAAUUAACAAACAAUCUGGAGAAAUAUACACAACUGGCAGUUUGAGAAAACAAGGCAACAGUCACGUAGUUUUGAAAAUUCUAGCGAAGAACUCUGGUGUUAUCACUGGCAUGGAUGAAGACGAGGCUUUGGUCCACAUCAGUGUCAUCGACACAAACGAUGCACCAGUUUUUACCUCUGAACUUUAUUUGGCCAAUGUUGAAGAAGAUAGCCCAGUUGGGACAUCUGUGAUAACUGUGAGUGCUCUAGAUGAGGACUCUAUCUUGGACUGGAAUAGUUUCUUCUUCAGUAUUGAAAAUGGAAACACAAACUUCUCUUUUGCCAUUGAUCCAUCAAGUGGUGUUAUUUCAGUAAACUCUACACUUGACAGAGAGCUGUGGCCAGUUUAUAAUCUGACUGUUACAGCCACUGAUAAUGGCUCUCCACCAUCCACUGGGACUACUAAUGUGAUUGUCACUAUUGAUGAUGUUAACGACAACACUCCCAUACUCACACUCACUGAGGCUCAAGUGAAGGAAAAUCAACCUCAAGGCACAUUAAUUGCAACUUUAAAUGCAUCUGAUUCUGAUUUGCCACCAAACCAGGGACCUUUUACUUACUGGUUGGUUAACCUUUCAACGGGUACUGCUUUUUCCCUGACUCCUGAUGGAGUUUUAUUUACCACACGGACUAUCGAUCGGGAACAAAUCUCUUCCUAUCGAGUCCUGGUGGCCGUUAGAGAUGCAGGGGUCCCUCCGCUUUCAUCAACAACAAUGAUCCACAUCAAGAUCAUGGAUGAGAACGAUAACCCUUCACUGCCUAGAAAUAUCUUCAUCGAGGUGAAAUACUUUGGCAGUGCUUUCCAUGGAGGCCUGAUCGGUAACGUCCAUCCUGAAGAUCAGGAUGAGUCUGAUACAUUCUACUGCGCCAUCAAAAGUAGACAACUUAAUAUGUUUACAAUACCUAACGGCACAUGUGAGCUGAUGUCAUCUCCUUUUCAAGGUGAGGCUACAUUAAACAUCACUAUCGAGGCUACAGAUCAGCUUCACUUCCCAGUCAACAACAGCAUCUAUGUAAACUACAAAGGUUUCACUAAUGCUACUUUAGACAGCUGCAUACUAUUUUAUGUGUCAUCAUCCUCGAUGGAAGAGUUUAUGUCUAAUAAGUAUUUGCGCUUUGUGAAAGCUUUAGACAGUCUGUUUAACCUUCAGGCCUCUAAGACUCAUGUAUUUGGAAUCAAGCAUCUUGGCAGUGAGAUCCUUCUAUUGGCAGCGGCGAAAAAUUACAACGGUCAAUAUCUUAGCAAAGAGGUGGCCAGUGGUAUCUCUGUAGGCCAUAGGAAAUUACUGGAGGCUCAAAGCAAUGUGACGAUUACUCGCAUCACAACUGAUCCAUGUCUCACCAGCCCAUGUCAAAACGGGGCAACAUGCAACAAAAACAUUUACAUCAGCCGGGAUGUUGCUGUCCUGGAAAGUUCAGCAGUCAUCUUUGUGUCACCCCAGAAAGAGAUUUUUAAUUGUACAUGUCCAGCUGGCUUCACUGGGAAACUGUGUGAAGAGGACACUGAUGAAUGUGAAGCAAAUCCUUGCAAAAAUAAAGGCACAUGUGUGAAUACUCCAGGAAGUUUCUACUGUCACUGUCAGAGUGGUUUCUCUGGCUUGUUCUGCUCUCCUGAUGAAGACAAAUGCCUGAAAGUGAAGUGCCAAAACGGGGGAACUUGUAUUCCCACGCAGGAUGGAUAUCACUGUCGCUGUGUGCCUGGAUUUGAGGGAGAAAUGUGUGAGCAGCCAACAAACCACUGUAGGUCAGGCCCUUGUGUUGAGGGCAGCUGCACCAAUUCACAGACUGGAUUCUCUUGUCAAUGUCCCUUUGGAGUAAGUGGAGUCCAUUGUGAGGAGCACAGUUAUGGCUUUGAGGAGCUGUCCUUCAUGGAGUUUCCCCCGUUGGAUCGCAGGACAAAUUUAAUCUCUCUAGAGUUUGCAACAGUACAGAGGAAGUCUCUGCUCCUGUAUAACCCUGGAGGAUCAUCCAGCAGGGAUUUCUUUGCACUGGAGAUACUGGAUGGGGCCAUACAUCUCUCUUAUGACCUUGGCUCUGGACCUGUGAGGCUACACACAAACAAACAAGUGGCAGACGGAUAUUUCCACAGUGUCACUGCCAGGAGGAUUGGGAAUAUGGGUUCUUUGCAUGUGGACAACUGCACAGAUGAAGAGAACACUGGAUUCUGUUUUUCACAAAGUGAUGGCAGUAGCUUGAAGAGAACACUAGAUGUUGGCAGUAACAUGACGUUUGGAGGAACCAAUAGUUUUGAAUCUGUUUUACUGCAUCCUGGUCAGAUUAAAACCCAUGACUUUGUUGGAUGUAUUCGUAACACUCAUGUGAAUGGCAUCUUGCUGAGACCUUCAAUGGCCCUAGCAACAUAUAACAUCCUUAAUAGGUGUCCUCGGAUAACAGCAUCACCAUGUCAUAGCAACCCAUGUAAAAACGGCGGUGUGUGCCAUGACCUUUGGUCAUAUUCUAUUUGUGAGUGCAAAAGCAUUUUUACUGGAAGCAACUGUGCUAAGGAAAUGUCAGAGGAGCUUGUAUUGCGAUUUCAUGGGAAUGAAUACAUUGAGUAUGUCAUAAAGGAGCGAUUCAAGAGAGACUAUCUGCUGAAAGGAUUGCUGGAUGAUAACAAAGAGGAAAACAGCAGAGACCAAAGAGUGGUUGAAAUCAAGUUCAAGACCCAAGAAGAUGGGGUCUUAAUAUCUGUUGUUGAAAAGAUAGGAUUCUCUAUGCUAAAGAUAAAAGACAGAAGGCCUGUGUACAUUUUCAAAGAUACACUGUCAGGACACGAGUCAGAGUUCCCUCUGGACUCUCCUGUGGCUGACGGAGUCUGGCAUGUCCUCGCUUUGCUCAGCAUCGGACAGACUACCUUUCUGCUUCUAGAUAAUACAUCAGCCUUAAACAUCACUGAGCACAGGAUGGAUCUCUCUCCUGUUCGUGUGGAAAAGAUUAUUCUUGGUGCAGCUGUGACAGGGUUCACUGGAUGUGUGCAGUACUUCACUGUGAGCGGUUACACUCUGCCUCUCAGUGGACACAGUGAGAUGGUAGAAGUCAGGCCAAGUUCGACUCUUAUCAAGCCGGGCUGCAGCUCUCCAACUGUCUGCCUCCCCUCGCCCUGCUCUGAGGAGGACACAGCCAGACGGCAUUGUCCUUCUGCACUCUGUCAAAACCGUCUGGGUGGGUGUGGACGUGCUGAGCAGAACACAUCCUGUGUCUGUCUACAUAAUGUUUCUGACCAUGCCUGUGAUAUCUGCCUCUCUACAACAGAGAGCCGUAAUCAAUGCCCUGAGGCCCAGGGCAGCGUGCACCUGUGGCUCCUAGCUUUGAUUCUUCCUCUGAUAUCCAUCCUUGUGAUUAUAGGAAUUUGUGUUGCCGUUUACAAAGUGAGGCGUCACAAAGCAGAGGGUCAGACUGAUAACUCGCAACAGAAAACAGAGCAAGGGACUGGCAAUGUAGUGUUUUGCUUUGACGACAACAGAACGCUCACAGAUUCAGAAAACAAGAAACAAAACGUCCCGAUAAGGGCAGAUCAGCCGAGGUUGAAUGUGGAGUUUUACGGUGAUGCAAGUUUGUCAAGUGUUCUGCCAGUGCCAAACAGUGAGCUGGAGUAUUAUGAAAUCGGCAGCAUCUGUAGUGAACUUCAUUCAGACACUGCCUCACUGACGCUCAGCUGGCACAAGCAUCUGUACAGCACAAAGUGUGUGAAAGUUGAUCCAAAGCGGAGGGGAGAUCUGAGGGGACUGUUAGCAGGAUUUAAGAAAGAACACUCCAGUGAAGAGAGGGCAACAUGUCAGACAAAGCCACAAGAUGUUGCUUUCUUAAAUAAGCAGUUGUUGACUAAGAUCGAUUUACAGUAUGCACCACUUUGUCACAAGAAAAGGUUGGUAGAACUAGAGUUCCUGGAUCCUGUACAAUGCCUCACUCUUGAAGAAAUUAGCAAACUAAACACUCCUCAGGACAAAACAAUGUCACAUCGAGCAUCCCUGAGGUCUGGACCUACCAAGUCCCACACGUUGAUCAAUGGCUCUUCUGACAGUGAAACAGACAGCACAUUCACCUGCUCGGAGUCUGAGUGUGGACAGUUUGCAUGCAGCUUCAGACAACAAGGCAUCAUACCUGUCAGCACAUUCUUAAAGCACACCUGUCCUUCUGAUGCAGGUCAGGAUAAAGCUGAGAGUGUUCCCUCUAGUAUGUUUGAGCAAUGGGGAAAUAUUUUAAAUAUGCACCUUCCUUUUAGCAGCUAUGCUCCUGUAUUUGAGGAUAUAGCAUGUCUACCUACUGACCAAAUGUAUAGCUAUGAAAUGCAAAGUGACAUAGAGGAAAUUAUUUGAUGGCCAGUAUAUAGGUGUCAACAAUGGGUCAGGGGGAAAACGUAAGUAUUUCUGCAGUAUGUUGUUCAUUUACAUUUUAGAAAAAACACAACUCAUUCAUUCAUAAUGUUAAUGAGGGUCAUCAAUAUCCUGAGUAAGUCAAACGUAUUAUUCAUACAUUUUGCAGCUGAUUGACUGUAUUGUCUUUUUGUAGGUAGCCUGGACAUUAUUUGUUGCAUUCAUUUGUUUACAUCUCAGGUUCAUGGCACUUGUUUAAACAACCCUGAAGUUAACUUGCUAACCACAAAUCCUGCUUCGUAGCACACAGGCAUACUCUUUAUAUGAUGUUGUAAUGUGAGGUGCAGGUAAUAAAACUGAACAACACAAAAGGAGUACUCUCGAGGCCUGCUCCCCUUUGGAGCACUAGCACAAUAUGGCUUCCAGGACUGAAACACAGGAAAUGGUGAUGACUUUCAUGAUUGUGUAUCUCUUUUAACAUAUUGUAUAAUUACGAUUAAUUUAAAUACAGAGUAUAUUCAUUUGCCUAUGUAUAUGAGAAAACCUUGAAUA